AUGAGUUCGAAAUCUACUAAUGAACCUAUGGAAGAGGAAGAUGAACCGAAGUGCGGUGCUACUCUUAAUAAAAAAUGGAUACGACGCAGUGUCAACAAUGCGAAGAACAAGUUUCAGAGGGGACGCCAAUGGUUUCAAAGUGGUGAAGUCCAUCCAAUCUCUGAAACACAACAGUCUCAUAAUCAAACUACUGUAAAUACGGUCGUUCAAGGUGCUGCUGCUGCUUCGCAAGCAUCAAUAGCCACGAUGAAGACAGUUGCCAUAGUUACAAUCUCUGCUGGAGUGACUUAUGCUCUCAGCAAAUGCACGUCCCUACAACAGAGAAUUGCAUCGGCAAUAAGCAGCACUAACCCAACUACAGAAGCAGAAACAGUAUUCAUAUUUGAUAUCACAGUGAAUAUUUUCAAAAAGAUUAACAACGAUAAUGAUACUGGUCAAAGCUGUAUUUAUAGUUAG
This is a messenger RNA of Adineta ricciae, 456 nucleotides long. The record is from the annotation of a GenBank genome assembly. Lineage: Eukaryota; Metazoa; Rotifera; Eurotatoria; Adinetida; Adinetidae.